Medicago truncatula (barrel medic) is the source of this 1373-nucleotide messenger RNA. RefSeq lists its product as uncharacterized. The record is from RefSeq and is a predicted model, not a curated record. The coding region runs from base 65 to 1252 and encodes 395 amino acids. Lineage: Eukaryota; Viridiplantae; Streptophyta; Magnoliopsida; Fabales; Fabaceae. The transcript has 9 exons.
UCUAUUUUUCGUAAAGCUUAAGUCUUUUGAUUUCAGAUGGGCGAUAGAUCGAUGCGCAGGUAACAUGAUUUCAGAAGCAAGAUGGUUGGCAGUGACGACCAUUACAUUAACAACACUCUCCGCCGCCAUCUCCAUCUCCAUCUCUGCUUACAUAUUCAACCGUAAAUGUAACGCUCUCAAAUCCAAAAUUCAUGAGUUGGAGUUAUCUCUCAAGUCUUGCUCCGAUAAUUGCGCCUCCGAAAGACAAGGCCGAAUUAGGGCUCAACAGAUGUUGAGAAAACAACUAACUCAACCUAAAUCUGAAAACCUAAACCUCACUUAUUAUCCCAUGAUUCCUAUUGGCACCAUUCACUCAUGCUUCUCUACCAGGAAUGGAACACCAAGGCAACCAUUACUUGUACCACUUGCUAGAGCAUGUUUGGUUUUCAAUACAUCCCGUGUUCCUCCAGCAUCGCUUGAGGGUUUAGCGGAAUAUUCUCAUUGCUGGAUUAUAUAUGUAUUUCACUUAAAUACCAAUCUUGAAAAGCUAUGGAAGCAUCCAUCUCAAUCAGGGUUCAAAGCAAAGGUGAGGGUCCCUAGACUUAAAGGUGGAAAAAUUGGAGUUUUUGGUACGAGAUCUCCACAUCGUCCGUGCCCCAUUGGACUCACAGUUGCAAAGGUAGAGGCUGUCCAGGGAAAUAUGAUUUUGCUUUCUGGUGUGGACCUGGUUGAUGGAACUCCGGUUCUUGAUGUCAAGCCUUAUUUACCAUAUUGUGACAGCAUCCAAGAAGCUGCAGUGCCAAAUUGGCUUAUGGAGGAUAACUUACUUUCAGUAGCUUCUGUCAGCUUUUCGGAGGAAUUCAUUUCAUCACUUGAAAGUUGCUGGAUAACAGCAGAAAAGAAGUCACUCUAUGCAUCACCAGGUGAAUUCCAAAGCUUAGUAAUGCAGGUUCUAUCAUGGGAUAUUCGAUCAUUGAGUCAGCGGAAUAGGCCUCGUGAUGCUAUCCGGAAGAAAGAAAAGGGUCAACUUUUGUGUGAUACUUCUGAUGUAGAUGAUGAACACCUAGGGGAAACAGCUAUUGUUCACGAAAGAGAACAAAAUUCUCUAAAUUCUAUGGAAGUAGUUUAUCACCUCAUUUUGGAGGGACUUGAUGUCUCAUAUAGAAUUGAUCAUGAUGGUAAUGUCAUUGUAGAAAAGGUAUCAACCUCUGCUGUCUUGGACAAUAAGCUUGAUUCCUACAAUUACUUGACAUGGAAAGACAAGCUGCAGUGAUUUCUAUUGUUGUACCUGAUUACUUUAUUUAUUUUGACAAUUACCUGAUGACAUUUUUUUUUUACCAAAAUUACCUGAUGACAUUUUAAACCUUGUUGAAUUUGAUUUACUUUUUUGAUAA